GACGAUUUUCACCGAAACAGCACUGUCCCAACCGGGUGUUUGUGGUUUCCAACAGAGGCUCGGACUGCAGCGAAUGUGCGUGUCGGAAGGAUUGCGAAUGCUGCACUAUGACAGAUAGUGCGUUCCAUGAGUCUGGCCAUAUCUGCAGUCAUUUCUAACCAGUUUAUUCGCAGGAAUCGGAGGGAAAUCGUGGGAUUUGCGCGUUGACAGCUGGACCGCCCUGCACCUCCAUCGGAAGCGAACAUCCAGGUCUUCGUUUCCCUUUAAGAUUUUGUCCAGUUGUCAAUCAAUGUCUAGAGGCUCAUGGCUGAGGCUGCCCUGCGGCUGAUUCUCACCAUGCUUUCCACCAAACGCUCUGGAGGUGCGUGGGGAUGAAAUGGACAGAGCCCAUGGCCAGACCUGCACACCAGCUCCCACCUCCCAGCAUGUCCAGCUGCAACAAGUCUCCCCCCAACUCUGGAGAAGGUUCUAACUCCAUGUCAUGGGUGAAGAUGUUCAAAAAACCUGGAGGAGGCUUGAAGAAAUCCUACCAGCCCGGCAGCAUGCUGUCUCUUGCUCUAACCAAAGGCCUGCUGAAUGAGCCCGGGCAAAACAGCUGUUUCCUCAACAGCGCUGUUCAGGUGCUAUGGCAGCUGGAUAUUUUCAGGAGAAGUUUGAGGCAGCUCUCGGGUCAUUUUUGUCUUGGCGAUGCCUGCAUUUUCUGUGCAUUAAAGAGUAUAUUCAGCCAGUUUCAGCAGAGCAGGGAGCGUGUUCUCCCCUCCGACAGCCUGCGUAACGCCUUAGCUGAAACUUUUAAAGAUGAGCAACGCUUCCAACUUGGCCUGAUGGACGAUGCUGCUGAGUGCUUCGAGAACAUCCUGGAGCGCAUUCAUUUACACAUCGCUUCAGACACAGCCACAGAUGCGUGCUCGUCCAAAUCCUGCAUUACCCAUCAGAAGUUUGCAAUGAUGCUCUAUGAGCAGUUUGUGUGUCGAUGUUGUGGUGCAUCUUCUGACCCACACCCUUUCACAGAGUUUGUUCAUUAUGUUUCAACCACCGCGUUAUGCCAACAGGUUGAUCGUAUGUUGGGGAAGAAUGAGCGGCUGAGGUCAGACAUGUUUGGAGAAUUGCUGCAGGCAGCAAACAACACAGGUGACCUCCGAAGCUGCCCGAGUGACUGCGGUCAGAGUAUCAAGAUCCGCCGUGUGCUCAUGAACUGUCCAGAGAUCGUCACUAUUGGAUUUGUUUGGGAUGCUGAGCAGUCUGAUCUUACAGACGAUGUCAUUAAGUCUCUCGGUCCACGCUUGAACCUAUGUGGGCUGUUUAACCGUGUGACGGAUGAAAAUGCCAAACGGAGUGAACUGCAUCUGGUGGGGAUGAUCUGUUUUUCAAGUAAACAUUACUCAGCCUUUGCCUAUCACACCAAAUCUUCAAAAUGGAUGUUUUUUGAUGAUGCUACUGUAAAGGAGAUUGGAUCUAAGUGGAAGGAUGUUGCCUCUAAAUGUAUCCGAGGACAUUUCCAGCCACUUCUUUUGUUUUACACCAAUCCUGAGGGAACGGCAGUGUCUAAUGAAGAUGCACCGAGACAAACCACCAUGUGUCCCCGGUAUAAAGCCCAAGUAAAUGGUGAUGUAACAGUGAAACAUCCCCUUGGAAGCCCAAAUAAGUUCCAAGAAUCCUUCAUGGAAAGUUUGCAGAAGCCAAGUGAAAUAUCAAAAAAGGACAGAGGGCAUCGAAAAACUGAUCCAUCACAACAUAAAGAGAUGGCUUAUGCAAGAUCUUCAUCUCCCCCAGAGAAUGGAACAAGGCCUCCUGUUGAUCAAAAGUCAAAAAGCUUUCCACGCUCUGAGAAGUCAUCAAACCAUUCAAGCCGAGCGUCCCAGGAGCCUCGUGGACAGUCACAGGGUGGCGGGCACGGCCGAAAAACCAGCACUUCACCGAGUCGCCAUGAUCAGGAUAGCUGCCAAGAGCACUGGGAAAAAGGUGGAAGUGGAGGAAACCGCAAUAAAGUCAAGUCCACUUGGAGACCCAUCCGUGAGGUUUUAAAUGUGGACACGGUGCUGAAUGAACUGGAACAGCGUCGUCAGCAGCAGCAUGACAGCCCACACCGCAGUAAACCUUCAUCCCAGGAAAGGGUGCACGGUGAACAAAGUAGAGAGCGUGAGCGGGAAUACGUACGGAACAGGGAAGAUCGAAAGCAAAAGUGUUUGAUGACUAUUUAUGAGGACGAGCAGCGACUUGAGACUGAGAGCCACAGUUCUGUAGAUUCAGAGAGCAGGGCCAACCAGCAGAAGGGCAGCAGGCUUAAGGGUGGCCCUAAGACGCUGCUGCGUAGUGAUACCUGGACCAUCCAAAGGACAGAAUCUGGCUACGAGAGCAGCGAUAGACUCAGCAGUGGCUCCACCAAUCCAGACUCCCCUGGUGUUGACGGGUUUGUUGUGAAAGACCAGAGAUCAACACCAGAGGCACAGUUGAAAAGUCAGCUGCACCCAAAAGGAGGAGAUGCAAAGUCAAAUAUGUCUUCACCCUCACACAAUGGUAAACAUCAACCCAAACCUCAGGGAAAGAACCAUGACCAAGUUUCUCAUUCCCAUCUAAAGUGCAGUCCAAGUUUGAGACGAAAAUCUAAGUACACGUCUAGCACCUCCAGAAAAGCAGCGUCUUCAGAGAGGGACUCCACUGGUUCAGAUAACAGGCAGAGUGAGCAGCAGGAGCUGUCAAACUGUAGAGGGCACACUGGAGAAAGUACAGUCCUGAGGCACAUUGCCAAAACCAGCAGCUCAGAAUGGAACAGCUCCGAUGAUCUCGCUCUCUCUGAGCCCGAGGACAGAGACGGCACUUACCGCUCCGGCAACAGCGAGCCUGUCACUUCUGAUUCCCAGUGUCCUCAUAGAACCCUCCCGUACCAUCCUCCGAGCAAUGUGACUGCAGAACCUCUUCAACUGAACAAUCAGCGUCAGCUUGGCACAACAGGGUCGCCUCACCUCCGACCCGCCCAGCGCGGUUCUCCUCACCAGGGUGAAACGAGUCACACCACGUUUCGUCCGAGGAUGCUUCAAGAACCCUUCCCAUCAAGCCCGCGUCUUUCGGCGUCAUCUUACGUUAGUCCUCAUAGGAAGCCUGACAUUUCAGGCCUCAGAACAUUCUCAGAUGCAAGCUCCAAAUCAGGCUCGGAUCCGGAGAGGAGUACCCCAUCGUCAUGUGAGAGUGAAGAGAGACUAACUGGAUGCAGAGUGGAACAGGCGGUGCCGGCUCAAGAGGUUUCUCUGACCACGUACUUCAAUGUGGACAACUGUAUGACAGAAACAUAUCGUCUGAAGUACCACAACCAAAGGCCUCUUGUCCUCUCUGCCACAGUGCCACGGACAGUUGUUGCGAAUGAGCGAAGAGAUACCACUCAUGCACUCCCUACAGACACACACUUACAAGAGGUGCCAAAAGCCAGACCUGAUACAAGCCAUAAUAGCAAUAAACCCACAGCAAAAUGGAACCCAGUGUCAGCCAAAGGACUGGAUGAACGUGGUUUUUUAUGAGUGUUAACUGAUAAGCUUUGUUUACAUAGAUGGACAGAGGUCAGUAGAGUAAUAACUGGAUGCCAAAGAGUUUACAGAAUGAUAACGUUUUGAAGCCUGACAGCUCCAAAUUCAGUGGAAUAUAUUUAUGCAACCUUGUCACACAAGUAUUGUCACAUAACCUCCAGUGUUUUGAAGUAUUGUUCGAUAGGUCGUCGAGUACAGCCUAUACUGUCUUCCAUUGUCCAACAGUACUGCAGCGGGAGUUUGAUUUAACCAAAAUAGGCACUGUUUUCAUUUUGCACAGUGUUUUUUGAAUCUGCAUUAUUCACUUUUAAUCACCCUGUGGUUUCAUUUGUGCAAUAUUUCUGCAUAUUUCAUAGAAAACCAGACCAGAAUAUUCAAUGUGGCAUAAAUGAUGAAGCUGAGCCAAGUGAAUAUAUAGUGCAGAGUUCAGACAAUGGAAUGAGUUCUGGUGAAUUUCAGUUUGUUGGUAGGGGCUUAUUCAUUUAUUUAUUUAUCUCUGCUAAUGGAGGGUUAAUAUAUAUAAGAUUGGACAUUUUUCAUUCACCUUUAGGCAGCUUCCUAACUUUAUCCACAUCGAGGGCUUGAGGUCAGCAGAAAACAGAUAUUGCAGUAGUAUAUUCUGUUCAUUUGUGUCAACCAUUAUCAUUUAUCAGUACUUUCACAACAUUUUCCUGUUAAUGAAUGACUGAGGGCCGUCCCGUUCUGUUCAGCGUCAUUGGCUGCACUGAUCUUGUCACAAAGGUUAUUGUUACUUCAUUAUAACAGAUGUUAAUUUUCCUUUAAUCAUUGAUGCAUAUUUAAUGGAAAUGCUUAUUGGAGACUCAAUUUCUCAAAAGGCAACUGAAAUGAUUUUGCAUAGAGUGGACAAAUCAUACUGUCUGUUGACGUUCUGCAGCCGGAACAGCUCUCAGUUCAUUCAGGACAUUACUAUGUACAAUCUGAAAACCUUGUGUAUUCUCCCUCAAGUUGUACCGACUCCUUUUUAUAGCUCCAAGUGAUGUCAAAUUGCAUUUUCUGUCUUCCUCUUAAUGUAGGCAGAUUUCAGCAGGUCUGUUUUUGCAGGUAUUCCCAUAAAUAUGCCAAUAUAUUUAAUAUGCCUAUUGUUGACCAUACAACACAACACAAGUAUUGUUUAUUAGAAUAAUGGUCUGAAACCUGCAUGUGGCCUUUAAAAAGUCCUACUAGCAUGAGCAUGAACAUAUUGGACUGUGAGUCAAACAAACAUAUUUUAUUGGGUUUUAUUUGAUUAUAGUCGAAUUCUAUCAUUAUAUUUGUAACAACAGUUAUUUGACAUUUUUCUUAUGCAUUAAUUGUAAAAAGUAUAAUGCAAACAUAUGUUAAAAACUGACUGACCAUCCAAAACAUACUAUGCAUUGAUUCAAUCUUACUUUAUGCUUUCUUUAAAGGCAAGUUUUAUCACGUUGAAACCUUAUAUCUAGCAUUUCGAAGACGACAUAUAAUUGUGAAGUACAUUUUUAAAGGCCUAGCAGAAAUUUACUUUUGUGGCCACUAUUAUGAAAAGCAUUGCCAAGUGCUUUCUAAAACAUGUAGCCAUUUUCAAUGCAUUAUUUCAUGCGUUUUCAUUUGUAUAUUCAUUCUGUCCUUAAUAAGCUUUGUCUACCUUGUCUUUCUCAAUAUUCUGCCUAUGUUGAGUCACUAAAUUUGCCGUCUUUGUGUCUGUUGUGUUUUUAUUCUUGCACCGAAGGAAGGAUUUGGUAUUUUAUUGUGUAAACCCUUACCUGCAAAAAGUUUAAUUUAAAGGGGAAAAUGGCAGAAACCAUGGUGGCAGUAGUCAUUGAUCUGACACACUGAACAACACAAUGUCACACAACUUAAGGAUGCCUUUAAAAAGUUGAUUGUGCUGUAGUAUUUGUAAAUAAUAAUUGUGUUUUUAUUGUUAAUUCCAAUUUUGUAUAUUGACAGAAUAAGUAAGUCUAAUUGAAUUAUAGAAAUCUCAGUCAGAUUAACCAGAUUAUGUUAAUGUUGCCUCACCUACAAAGAGUUUAUGUGGUUUCUUAUGUGGCUACUUAUUUAAUUUGUUUACUGUGUUUUUCCUGUUAUUUAUUUCUGUUGUCUGUACUACUUCUUUUCUACUGAUCUGACACAUGGUGCGGUAUAUUUCUGAACUUCAGUAGUAUCAAGAGUGCCUUGGUGUUUUUUGGAGAGACGUAUUUGUGAGUGAAACUGCAAGGGUUGAGAUUAAAAGAGGUGAAUGUGGAAAGAUGGAGCAGAUGUAUGCAAAACAUAUGAAUAUGCAAUGCUAACAGUGACAUAUCUGGUGACACUCCUCUGUGGGCACCGUCAGUUGUGUAUGUGCUUGUGUGUUAUAGCCUGUGGGAGAGAUUUUACAGUCCAGUAUGUUCCUGAAGGCUCUUUCAGAAUGGGAAACAACCAUCAAAGUGGAUGCUCAUCCAAUAGGAACAAAGCAGCAAGAAGAGACACAUCCAAGUGUUUUCAAUCUUCAAAUUUCACUUGAAUAAAAUGUAAAAUGCACAUUAAUAUUACACUUUUAUUCUUACAGUGUUCUGAAUUUGAGAGGUUUUAUAUAAAGAGCAUAUUCUAUUUGGAUGUCCUGAAUUAGGCCUUUUUCCCAAACAAGCAUUUUCUAACAAAGAUGUGGGAUAUUCAUGUUUUAUUCUCCUUUCAUGAUGAUGCUUUGUUCGUGUAUACAGUACACUGAGAACAUAUGCAUUGGAUGCACUGGAAGGUUUUAUCACAGGUUACAACAUGUAGCCUCCUGUUUUACAGUAAACAGAGGGUAGAGACAAAGACCCUUUGCUGGUGCAGAUGCAUGCUUUGAAAAAAAAAAAA
Sphaeramia orbicularis (orbiculate cardinalfish) is the source of this 6329-nucleotide messenger RNA. RefSeq names its product ubiquitin specific peptidase 53b (gene usp53b). Bases 372 to 3512 code for a protein of 1046 amino acids. Gene Ontology annotation, cellular component: cell-cell junction. Lineage: Eukaryota; Metazoa; Chordata; Actinopteri; Kurtiformes; Apogonidae. The record is from RefSeq and is a predicted model, not a curated record. Gene Ontology annotation, molecular function: cysteine-type deubiquitinase activity. The transcript has 17 exons. Gene Ontology annotation, biological process: response to auditory stimulus; sensory perception of sound; protein deubiquitination.